Messenger RNA from Nymphalis io (European peacock), 4643 nucleotides. RefSeq lists its product as uncharacterized. Bases 282 to 809 code for a protein of 175 amino acids. NCBI's taxonomy places the organism in Eukaryota, Metazoa, Arthropoda, Insecta, Lepidoptera, Nymphalidae. The record is from RefSeq and is a predicted model, not a curated record. The transcript has 5 exons.
UCCACCGUUAAAGAAUAUGUUGUUUCUCUCUAAACAAUUUAAUCUCAAUAACAACAAUUCAGAAUUCUACAUUUAGAUUUUAGUUUAGUAAAGUCCAGCGGAGUGGAAGUGUAAUAAUUAUAAAAUAAAUUUACACAUUUGCACAUUGCACUGUUAAAAACAAGGAUUGUUUGAUUAAAAGUAGGUACUUUAAUUUAUUAUACCAUAAUUAUCAUUAAAUUAGUGUAGUGUUUGUUGCCGAUCAAAUUCAAUUAAAAAGGCUAGAUAGUGAAGGUGUGAAGAUGGGACUUCCACACAUCACAUCAUUCUGUUGGUGCCUUGGACUCGAGUCCGGCACGAAGGUGAUCGGCUACAUACACUUGAUCGCGUCGUUCUCUCUAAUGGUCCUCUGCUCGUUGUACGCGGAGAGCCUGCGAAGUCUCAUCGGUACGAUCGAUGACGCCGGUGACCACAUCUACACCAUAUGGUACAGGAUAUCCGUGGGGGUGGCGGUGUUUACCGUCGUCCAUGUGCUGCUCGCGGCCACCCUGCUGUUUGCUGUUUUUACGAGGAACACAGCCGCCCUGCGGGGAUGGGUGUGGGUAAUGGUGGCGCUGUACCUCUUCUCCCUAAUCUACGUCAUCGUUUCCAUGACCUUCGGGUUUUCAGCCAGCGGCUCUCACAUAUUCCUAUCUUUCCUCGAAGGAGUCGUUUUCUUUGGUAUCCUAGCCUACUGCAUCCUCUGCGUGAACAGCUACUACCUGAUGCUGAAGAGCGCCGAGGAUAUGGAAGGUCCACAAAAAACGGAGUCCUACCAUAAUCGCGAUUAAUCGGACUAAACGAUCGUAUUGCCAGAUUAUAAAAUAGUCGUCCGACAAGUUAAACAUUCGCCGGAGUAUAAACAGGUCACGUGCCCGUCAAGCAAAUCUGCUUACUUAAGGUUACAACUUAAUUACUCCGAUAAGAAUCAUAUAAACUGAAAUCUUCGUGAGGUAUUGUAUAAAAAUAUUAUUUUAUAACCUUAAGAGUAAAUAGUAAUACAAGUAGAACUGUCAGUCUGGUCGGACGCGUUACAUUUGGGUCGUAUUGCGGCGAAUAUUUAUCAACGUGACGAUAAAGUUUUUUGAUUUGAUAUUGAAUUCGUUGCUUUAUAAUGACAUUACGUACAAAUAUUCCGAUGAGUCCAGUACUUAAACAAAUAGGCAGGUCCGGUGUCCGUAGCGCGUGAGGGGUGGUAGAUGCCCUGGUCGAACGGACGGACUGCGGACACGCACGAAGGAAAAUAUAUUUUACGAAUAUUAUUAAUUAUAUUUACACACCUACCCAUGAUUGGUGUUCGCCAUAUAAUAUUAUGACCGGUGGCAGGUCUCCUUGUUACAAUAUGCCAUUUUAAUUACUAAUAGUACAUAAGCCGCUACUUGUAUUGAUAAGGAUUAUAUAUUUAAUUAUUAAUAUAUUAUCGCCUCCUACUUAUUAUAGUAUACGAUUGAAUUUAAGUACAUCUGUUAUAUAUAACAAUAUGAUAAACCACCGCGAACGCGAACUGCUCUAUUAUUGUUGGAAAAUAUUUUUUUAAUAAAUAACAUUUAUUCUGUAUAACCUUACCAGGUAAGGAAGGUCUUUGCCCAGCCGUGGGAAACUUGUGUUAUGUACUGUACGCAGCGGCUAGGCUUUGUGGUCUCUCAAUGAAAUUAAUCAAUAUUAUAAUAUUUAAAUUGCCGUUAUGUAUAAUAAUUGUUGUUACGGCCGGUUAAUUCUAUCAAAAGCUGGUGAUACAUAAUUUAAUCAGCAGAGCUAUUCAUUUCGAACUCACUUCGUAACUCACUCGUGAGCUGCGUGAAAAUAUUCUGCGGUGAGUUUUGAGUAUAACAACAAACCGCAGUAAUUCCUCACAAUCUCAUAACACUUUCCUGAUUAUACACUCAAGAAAUAUUUUAUUUUCAUUUUUUUUUAAUAUAAUUCAAAUCUUAUUUAAUAAUUCUACUUAAGUUAAAUAAAAAAUGUAAUCGAUAAAAAUAAUGUAAUAAAUCUAUGAGAAAGUAUUAAAAUAUAAGAACGGGUUGCAGUCGAUUGAAGGAGGGAGGGACUUAUGUAUUCAAUAUAUUAAACAUGCCUGCUAUCGUGCUUCGCUUGCGGCUUUACAAUUUUAUAAAUGAUAUGAUAGGCUAUGAUAUGGUACCUUAAUUUAUUAUUAUAACGCGCAUCAAUUUAUAUAUUGGGGUAGAUACUAAUCGUCGACUAGAUAUUCCACUGCCAAGAUUGAUGAAGUUAGAUUUUUUACAGUAAAUAACCAAGAAGAUACCAUCGUUGGGGUAAGAAAUUGCCGUUAUAUAAAGGGUUUUAAAUUACCUUGUAUUCUCAAAAAAAUGGUAUCCCUUCCAUUGUCUCACUCUUAACCUGUGUCGCUCUGUGCCAACCCGUCUGUGUGGGCGUCACGUAGUUCUACUGACAAACAUGAAAACUUUUGAAACUCAAGAAUACACACUUUUUCAAUUUGGUGUACAGUCUGCACAAAAAUCUCCCACCGGUGAAGUUUGGUCGAUUGACUUCCUGUUAUAAAUUAAAAAAACCUCAAUAAUGGAACGUUAAUACAGAUUUUGUUUAGUUGUAUCAUUAUAUGUGAACUUUAACACCAAUACGGUGUACCAGUGGCUUUUUUUUAUUUGUUGUAUACAAUGCGCGUUAUACACACAUACAGAUAUUUUUAAGUCAUUUGACUAAAUUAAAAUAAAGCUACCACCGGUUCUGAUGUAGAAUCUACCGUGAAGAGCCGGGAAGGAAAACAGUAGUUGCUCCAUUGCGAAAUUCAAGUAACAUAAAUAAAUAAAAUGGAAUCAACGAAUCAUAAAUCCCCACUCUUUGUUUCAUCCAUGUCGAUGGGUAUAAAAGCUGAUGUACAUGGUGCCAUCCAGUGGCGAGUUAUGAUAAAGUGGAUUGUGUAGGAACCUCCAUGAAAAAAUCGAAUUCGUGCCAACUGGCAUGACUACCGGUCAAACUGUCGAGUUCAAAUAAUAAUCUAUAACCGAUCUACCAACGUACAUUUAUUUACAACGAAAACAGCUUGGAGACGUUUUUGCGUUUCUAGCAGUGUACGGUCAGCAUAUAAAUAAGUAAACUUUUUUUUUAUAUUUGUCAAGAAGGCAAAUGACUCCACUUCACCUCAUGGUAAGUGGUAGUAGAGUCCAAACGUGACGACGGCCAGUACAGUCAGGAAGAAUGAUAUGCACUGGCCGUCCCUGCCUUGCAGGCUCCCAAGAUGCUCUUCACGUCUCGUUUGAAGAAUCCCAAGGGAACACGUGUGCUGGUGAAGUAUUUCGUUUUGGUGCGACAAAGAAAAGAGUUGCCAGAUUUCUUAUAUUCGUUCUGAUAUUGUAUCUGAAGCCUAGUUUCUACCCAUAUAUUUCGUCUCAAUAGCACGUCGACAAAUAUUUCUCCAUUCCUCUACCGUUAUUUUACAUUAAAUUUUACCUCGGCUAAUGUCAGUGUAGCAUUCAUAUUCAUUAUGCCUUUUUUUGCUAUAACAGUUUUCGCUAUAUAAUAUAUUUUUUGAUGAACUAAUUACUAAGAAAAAAAAUUAACAAAAUAGCACGAGACUUCUAACGCUACUUCGAAAUUCCAAGGCGCGUGGUAGCUAGUUCAAACUGGUUUAUUCCGAAUUUAAUCACUAAUGCAAAAACGUCUCGAAACUGAGUUGUAUCGUUAUAUGUACUCGUAUUUAUAAUAAUAAGUAUUAAUGUUGUACGUGUCCAGUCGCUCAGUGUUGUCGUGUGUUCGAUGUUGUAAAGUUAUUUGUGAUAUCUUUAGAUGCUUUUACAAUAGAAUAUAUUUUCAAAUCAGCUUAACUAUGUGACAAUAAUAUACAAUUUAAACUUCCUACGACGUAUAUAUAAUAUUAUUAUUAAUAUAUUGGAAUAGAUUUUUGGCUUAAAGUAUAUAUAAAUGUGCUUUUACAUUAAAUCUUUGACUUUGUGUUUUUACAUUUUAAAAAAAUGCCAAAAAUAUUUUGAUAUAUUUUUAUGAAUUUUAAGGAUUUUUAUGCGCCUGGCAUAUGAUAACAAAUGAUUAUUUUUUCGGAGCUAUACUCAAUUGUAUAUGUCGUAUGCUAUGAUUUAAAAUAUAAUAUACAUUGAGUAACAGUUUUACUAUCAAAAGAAGUAAUGUUUUUAUGAAUAAGUAUGAUAUCGCUCAUUUAAUAAUAAUAAUAAUAAAAAAUAAAAAAUACAAGAUAUUUUUUGCUUAUUUAUUAUAAAGUCUAGGUUAGCUGUUCAUCGCUUUGUGAACUAUAAAAAUGCAAUAUAAAAAAUAUUUUAUUAAAUAAGCGAUACCAGCCUCGUACUAUUAAUUUUAAAAAGUACGAACCGGAUUUAAUGCGUUAUUAAUUGUUGUAACCAGUUUGGUUAUAUAGAUAUAAAGUUAUAGUAAUAUUUACAAAAUAGUGUCUUCUUCCGAAUAUAAAAAAAAGUUUGAAAUAUUUAUUAAUUGUGCCUUUGCCUCGAGAAACAUGAAAAAAUAUGUCAACGUGAAAAUUGAAGGCAAAUAUUGACAUAUAUUUUGGCAAAUAUAAUUAUAAAGUGUCCUAGUUUAGUUUUAAUAAUAUUGCAUGUAUGUGAUCGUAUUUUCGCAAAUGUUUGAGCAGAAAUGUGCUAUAUACAUGUUCUCGUUGA